Bombus pyrosoma is the source of this 1555-nucleotide messenger RNA. It is a transcript of the gene ProRS-m, whose product is annotated as probable proline--tRNA ligase, mitochondrial. Gene Ontology annotation, biological process: prolyl-tRNA aminoacylation. The transcript is spliced from 6 exons. NCBI's taxonomy places the organism in Eukaryota, Metazoa, Arthropoda, Insecta, Hymenoptera, Apidae. The coding region runs from base 139 to 1443 and encodes 434 amino acids. Gene Ontology annotation, molecular function: ATP binding; proline-tRNA ligase activity. The record is from RefSeq and is a predicted model, not a curated record. Gene Ontology annotation, cellular component: mitochondrion; cytoplasm.
UGUGUGUAGUUGACGCGAAUGUAUGUAGUCGAUGCGAAUGUGUAGAGCGUAAAAUCAGAGACUAAUUGGUAAGAUACACUUAUUCUAGUGUAUUGUAUAUACAUUUAACUACAAUAUUUUAUCCAAGAUUAUUUCAAUAUGUCAAGUUUACCGAUUCGUAAUAUAAACAAAUUAUCGCAUUUAUUUCAACCGGCUACAUCUACGAUCACCACCAGUAAAAAAACAGAACUUUCUUCGAAAAGCUACGAAAACUUAGUUAAAUAUGGGUUGAUCAAACAAGUUGCCAAUGGAAUGUAUGCAUUUCUACCCUUAGGCUUACGUGUUUUAAAUAAAUUAAUAGCACUCGUUGAUACCGAAGUGGAAAAGAUUGGAGCUCAAAAGUUAUUACUUCCAGCUUUAACAUCCACACACUUAUGGAGAAAAUCAAAUAGGUUUAAUGAUAAUAUAAAUGAAUUCUUUAAAUUACGAGACAGAUCUCGGAGGGAAUAUAUACUUAGUCCAACACACGAAGAAGCAAUUUGUUCUGUAGUGUCAUCAGUAGGAUCAUUAUCACCAAAAAUGUUUCCCUUAAGAUUAUAUCAAAUUUCUAACAAAUGGAGGGAUGAAAUGAAACCAAAAUUGGGAUUCUUGAGAAGUAGAGAAUUUAUCAUGAAAGAUUUGUACACGUUUGAUAUAGAUUUGGACAGAGCAAAAGAAACAUAUGCACUUGUAUGUGAAACUUAUGAGAAUAUAUUUAAGAAAAUAGGAAUAACACAUAUAAAAGCUAUUGGUGAUCCAGGAACAUUUGGAGGUUCAAUGUCUCAUGAAUAUCAUUAUAUAAGUAGUAUUGGUGAAGAUAAUGUUUAUACAUGCUUAUCUUGUCAGUACAGCAUUAAUAAAGUAAUGUGCAAGGAAUCACAAUGUCCGGAAUGUGGGAGUGUACUUGAGCAAAAUAGAACUGCUGAGGUGGGACAUACAUUUCUAUUAGAUACAAAGUAUACAGUACCUUUAGAGGUAACAUUAAGGGUAAACAAGGAAAUAAAACCCUUAGUAAUGGGUUGUUAUGGACUUGGUUUGAGUCGUAUUUUUACAGUCAUGACUGAAUUAUUAUCUACUAAAGAAGAAUUACGAUGGCCAAAAAAUUUAGCACCAUAUACUGUUUGCAUUAUACCACCAAAGGUAGGUAGCAAAGAAGAAAGCGCAUUACAAUAUUUGAAAGACAUAAUAGAGGUUUUAACUCGAUUAAAUACUGAUAUUAUACUUGAUGAUAGAACACACUUAACUAUUGGAAAUCGUCUUAUGCACGCCCGCGUAACAGGAUUCCCAUAUGUUGUUAUAAUUGGUAAAUCCGCAAUACAAUCUCCACCUUUGAUUGAAAUUCAUGAUAUAAAUAGUUCAACAAAUUGUCAAAUACCUUUGGAUGACAUAUCUAGUUAUUUCAAUAAAGAAGGUAUUAAAGUUUAAAAAUAUGAAAUACAUUAUACUAUUGUAAAAAGCACAUUUAUUACAAACACAUGUUCUGUAGUGAAAAGAAAUUGUUAUUUAUUUCUCACUAAGUACAAAAACUUUUACUGUA